CUUCGACCAUCGAGAUUUUCUUUACCUAAGUCGGUGUUUUGUUUACGUAUUUUACUAAAUGAGAUGUUUUUUCUCGUCCAGUUUUUCCGCUAAAAUGGAGUGUCUUCGGUUACGUUAUCGUCGUUCUUCCGAUACCUGCAUCGUCGUAAUUGGGUAUUAUAGUAGUUCGCUGUAGUCGUAGAUUCGUGUAGCUUUGUCGAAUAGUAUAUUCCACGAAAGGUAUCUAAAUGAUGGAGGAACGACUUAGUCACGGAUACAUACAAUUGGGCAAGUCUAGGACAGCGAAUGAUUUCCGAUUCACGAAAGGAUUUAAUCAUAUUUCACCGCCGGUUGAUAAAUAUAAUGGCAUUUACUUAUCCUUGGUGCUGGCUGGGAUUGGAUUCCUUUUACCAUACAACAGCUUCAUUAUCGCUGUGGAUUACUUCCAGUCGAGGUAUCCGGAUUCGACGAUUAUAUUCGAUAUGUCUUUGGUCUACAUAGUUGUGUCGUUUUUCGCUGUGUUAGCUAAUAAUGUUUUGGUCGAGGCUUUACCAUUGAAUACGAGGAUAACUUUUGGCUAUUUGAUAUCCUUCGUCACUUUGGUAUUCGUAGCCUUAUGCGAAGUUUGGUGGGAAGUUUUCGGUAGCAACAUAUCGUAUUUUAUUAAUUUAAUCGCCGUAGCUACGGUUGCUCUAGGUUGCACUAUUCAACAGUCAAGCUUUUACGGAUAUACGAGCAUGUUACCCAGUCGAUAUACGCAAGCUGUAAUGGCUGGAGAAAGUGCUGCCGGAUUUCUCGUAUCUGUGAAUCGAAUCCUGACCAAAUUCCUGCUCAGUAAUCAGCAAUUCAAUACGUUGUUGUUUUUCGGUAUCAGUUCGGUGGGCGUUGCUGUGUGUUUCAUUCUACAUCAGAUCGUCGAAAGGAGCGACUUCAUUCAGUUUUAUUUGACGCUUUGUCGAGAAUCGAAGAAAAUCGUCCUAGAGCCCACAGAAGACGCUGGUUUGGUAGGUGUUCAGAUCGAGGCCUUAGACCAGAACGACCCAACAUCUCGAACACAAUACGGAGUGUUGAAAUUACGAAGUCAAAAUUCACUAGACACCAAUGGCAACUCCAGCACAGCUCUCAGCUUCGCUAAUCCAGUCUACGAGCCGAACGACAAUAACGGACCUUCGUAUAAAGUGGAAGACGUAGUAGUCAAAUUGCAAAGAAGCGGUUCCACCGGCACGUUCAAAGUAACCAAUACAUCUCGAGCAUGGAAUGCGAUCAAAAGGGGAAUGGCCACAAGAUGGAUCGUCGCAAAGAACAUAUGGCAAUACAUGGUAUCGAUCUGCGCAGCGUAUUUCGUCACGCUCAGUCUGUACCCUGGUAUCAUAUCGGAAAUCAAACGAUGUCCCGAAGACCAUUGGUUCCCAGUACUGCUAAUGACACUUUUCAAUGGAACUGAUCUGAUUGGCAAAAUGUUGGCUUCCAUACAAUACGAAUGGCUGCGCAGUCAGUUAUUCAUAUUCGCCUGCUGGAGAAUAAUGCUGAUUCCGUUUCUAAUCUUGUGCGCUGCGCCUCGAGGCAAACCACUCAUGUCUGGAGAAGGCUACCCCAUGUUUUUCUCCGGUCUUCUGGGUAUCACCAACGGUAUAGUGGGCAGUGUUCCGAUGAUCCAGGCUCCAAGACGUGUCAGCGAAGAGCAUCGUGAACUAGCAGGUAACAUCAUGACCCUCUCGUAUAACGUCGGCUUGACCGGAGGAGCACUGGCAGCCUACUUGUUGGAGAAACUGCUGGGUCCGGCUAAACUGAAACCUUGCACGAUACCAUCGGUGAAAACCGUCUUGGAAGCGCACAACAUCACCACCAAACAGAUAACCAAAGUGACCGCAGUCAUCACAACUACCAUCGCGACGCACGUCGUCAAAGAACUAUCCACAGCUCCGACCACCAUGGCUUCGAUACUUUCUAUCCUACCAAAUGCUACCAGCGCUUUCAACGCCACCAUUAAUAACGAAAUACACUAACCACAAACUACGUAGGUACUAAUAAUUUUCUAUGUACACUUAGUUCAAUUUCCAAUUCCAAUUCCAAUAUUCCAUUCGGCCAAUGCCAAUAACGUCGAAUGGAUACGUCGUCGUUUUGUAUCCUCCUCCUGCGCGGACUUCGAAAAUGCAAGUUUAAGAAAAAACAAAGGACUGUUACCGAUUUCGAUUUUUGAUUGUUCAUAUAUGUAUUGUAUUACCUAGCUUUAAGACUCUCGAACGAUAUAGCGAAUAUUUUCUUCUUCUUUUUUUGUAUACUUUUUAAGAAAUUAUUACCUAAUCUCGCCGAGUAGUGGUCUGACUAGAAAAUUUAUCUAUUUCAAGUACCUAUACUACCGAAGUACCUACCUACUAAGCAGAAAUGCACAAAGACGCGUCUCUGAAUUUCGCACAACUCAACAAAAGCUGCUUUUUUCGCUACCUAUUCACCAUCGUACUAUAAUGUACUCUUGUAUCAUAAAUAAAUUAUUAAGGUACCUCUCUAUGUGUACAUCUCUUUCUUUCUUUCUUUCUUUCUCUCUUUAAAUGCACAUUUAUUCUUCCUUCCUUUUCAGAUAUAUCUUUUCUUUUUCUUCUCAUACCUGUAUAAAAAUAUCUACAUACCUAUACACAUCCACCGUUACAUGAUUUUUCAUCAUCUUUGAUCACUGCAAGUAUUAUAUUUGAUAUUUUUAUCGAACAACAACUUUUUAUACGUCAUGAUGUUUAUUUACAUUUUUUUUUCUUUUUUUAUAGGUUGUAAUCUCAUUACGUUUUUUUUUGUGAAUUUUAAUAAUUUAUUUAUAAUAAUUUAUCGGAUAUAUUUUUACGACUUCGGUUUACGAAAAAUAUAACAACACUCUUGUACAUACUUAUAUAGCUUUUACUAUGUAUACUGUAGAUACGUAAGUAUGUAGACGAAUUUAAAAUGUGAAUAUAUCUCUCAUUUAUGAA
Molecule: messenger RNA, 2936 nt
Organism: Planococcus citri (citrus mealybug)
Lineage: Eukaryota; Metazoa; Arthropoda; Insecta; Hemiptera; Pseudococcidae
Gene: Ent3
Product: equilibrative nucleoside transporter 3
Exons: 9
Coding region: 228-1985 (585 amino acids)
Biological process (GO): nucleoside transmembrane transport
Cellular component (GO): plasma membrane
Molecular function (GO): nucleoside transmembrane transporter activity; monoamine transmembrane transporter activity
Source: RefSeq, a predicted model, not a curated record